This is a messenger RNA of Eutrema salsugineum, 1215 nucleotides long. Its product is annotated as putative histone-lysine N-methyltransferase ASHH4. The transcript has 12 exons. Gene Ontology annotation, cellular component: nucleus; chromatin. NCBI's taxonomy places the organism in Eukaryota, Viridiplantae, Streptophyta, Magnoliopsida, Brassicales, Brassicaceae. Gene Ontology annotation, molecular function: protein binding; histone H3K36 methyltransferase activity. The coding region runs from base 106 to 1215 and encodes 369 amino acids. The record is from RefSeq and is a predicted model, not a curated record. Gene Ontology annotation, biological process: regulation of DNA-templated transcription.
AGAUUUCUACAUAUGUUUACAUAUUCAUCAAGCUCAUCAGCACAAGAUACUUGAAAGACAGUACUUUUGCAUCGUAUAAUAGAGAAAUUCGUCAAAUUAAUACCGAUGGAAGCCAUCAUGAGGACAAGCAAGAGAACGGGUUCCAAUCGGAAUCAAAUAAAGAAAGCGUUCAGAAUUUUUUCGAAGAAGAUUGGGAAAUCGAAGGAAUUUGAAUUUCCGGGGCGUUUGAAUAAGAGGAAGCCUUUCUUCAUUAAGCGCAAUAUAUACCUGACGAAGAAAAUCAAAAAGAGGGUUAAAGACCAUGGCAUCUUCUGUUCUUGCUCCUUGUCUCCUGGUUCUUCAACUCUUUGUGGCAGUGAUUGCAAUUGUGGGAUUCUACUCUCAAGUUGUUCAUCGAGUUGCAAAUGCAGAACUGAGUGCACCAACAAGCCGUUCCAACAACGACAUAUCAAGAAAAUGAAGUUGGUUCAGACAGAGAAAUGCGGAUAUGGGAUUGUAGCAGAUGAAGAUAUCAGUCCAGGAGAGUUUAUCAUUGAAUAUGUGGGUGAAGUUAUCGACGAAAAGAUUUGUGAAGAAAGGCUUUGGAAGUUGAAGCCUCAGUUCGAGACAAAUUUCUACUUGUGUCAGAUAAACUGGAAUAUGGUGAUUGAUGCUACUUACAAGGGGAAUAAAUCGAGAUAUUUCAAUCACAGCUGCAAUCCUAAUACAGAGAUGCAGAAAUGGAUAAUUGAUGGAGAGACAAGAAUCGGAAUCUUUGCUACCCGUUACAUAAACAAAGGAGAGCCCUUGACCUACGAUUACCAGUUUGUUCAAUUUGGUGCAGAUCAAGAUUGUUACUGUGGUGCAGUAGGUUGCAGAAAAAAGCUUGGUGCAAAACCUGGCAAAACUAAGAGCACACCCUCGGAUAAAGCUGUGAACCUAAAGGCAUGUAAAGUAGUGACCUGGAAACCGCCCAAGGUGAAAAAAUCUCGAGGUAGACAUUCCGCCGGACCAUCUUGGAACAACCGUGGCCAAAGACAAAUAUGUUGCCGGAAGUGCAUUGAUGUGGUAAUAAUGUUGGCACGUCCCGCGAACCAGAGGUGUUUCGCCAUUAUUAGACAGUUUGAUGAGUUUUCAAGAAAGCACUUGGUAUUUUACUUCCAGGUCAUGUACGAGGAUGGUGUUACCGAGUCGAUUGAUAUGUCCAGAGAAGUUUGGAAGCUCAUAACCAUUUGA